AUGUCUAACCUUCCUCACGAGCCCGAGUUCGAGCAGGCCUACAAGGAGCUUGCCUCGACCCUUGAGAACUCCACCCUCUUCCAGAAGAACCCCGAAUACCGCAAGGCUCUCGCCGUCGUCUCCGUCCCCGAGCGUGUCAUCCAGUUCCGUGUCGUCUGGGAGGAUGAUGCCGGCAACGUCCAGGUCAACCGCGGUUUCCGUGUCCAGUUCAACAGCGCCCUCGGUCCCUACAAGGGUGGUCUCCGUUUCCACCCCUCCGUCAACUUGUCCAUCCUCAAGUUCCUUGGUUUCGAGCAGAUCUUCAAGAAUGCUCUCACUGGCCUGAACAUGGGUGGUGGUAAGGGUGGUUCCGACUUCGACCCCAAGGGCAAGUCCGACAACGAGAUCCGUCGCUUCUGUGUUUCUUUCAUGACCGAGCUCUGCAAGCACAUCGGUGCCGACACUGACGUUCCCGCUGGUGACAUUGGUGUCACCGGUCGUGAGGUCGGUUUCCUCUUCGGCCAGUACCGCAAGAUCCGCAACCAGUGGGAGGGUGUUCUCACCGGUAAGGGUGGCAGCUGGGGUGGUUCCCUCAUCCGCCCUGAGGCCACCGGUUACGGUGUUGUCUACUACGUCGAGCACAUGAUUGCUCACGCCACCAACGGCCAGGAGUCCUUCAAGGGCAAGCGCGUUGCCAUCUCCGGUUCCGGUAACGUUGCCCAGUACGCCGCCCUCAAGGUCAUCGAGCUUGGCGGUUCCGUCGUCUCCCUGAGCGACAGCCAGGGCUCCCUCAUCAUCAACGGCGAGGGUAGCUUCACCCCCGAGGAGAUCGAGCUCAUUGCUCAGACCAAGGUUGAGCGCAAGCAGCUCGCCAGCAUCGUCGGUGCCGCUCCCUUCAGCGACGCCAACAAGUUCAAGUACAUUGCCGGUGCCCGCCCCUGGGUUCACGUCGGCAAGGUCGAUGUCGCUCUCCCCUCCGCCACCCAGAACGAGGUUUCCGGCGAGGAGGCCCAGGUCCUCAUCAACGCUGGCUGCAAGUUCAUCGCCGAGGGUUCCAACAUGGGUUGCACCCAGGAGGCCAUCGACACCUUCGAGGCCCACCGUACCGCCAACUCCGGCGCUGCUGCCAUCUGGUACGCCCCCGGUAAGGCCGCCAACGCCGGUGGUGUCGCUGUCUCCGGUCUGGAGAUGGCUCAGAACUCUGCCCGCCUCAGCUGGACUUCUGAGGAGGUUGAUGCCCGUCUCAAGGACAUCAUGCGCGACUGCUUCAAGAACGGUCUCGAGACUGCUCAGGAGUACGCCACCCCCGCCGAGGGUGUCCUGCCUUCCCUGGUGACCGGAUCCAACAUUGCCGGUUUCACCAAGGUGGCUGCCGCCAUGAAGGACCAGGGUGACUGGUGGUAA
Aspergillus tubingensis is the source of this 1383-nucleotide messenger RNA. Its product is annotated as glutamate dehydrogenase. The record is from RefSeq and is a predicted model, not a curated record. The coding region runs from base 1 to 1383 and encodes 460 amino acids. Gene Ontology annotation, molecular function: L-glutamate dehydrogenase (NADP+) activity. Gene Ontology annotation, cellular component: cytosol. Lineage: Eukaryota; Fungi; Ascomycota; Eurotiomycetes; Eurotiales; Aspergillaceae. The transcript has 3 exons.